GGCCUGACGUCUCGAUUACUUGAACGAACGUCGUAGCUCGAAAAGAAAAAACGAUUCUUGUUAUUACCACUGAAUCAUUAUGUCCCACAAGCGGACCCACUCGCCCGCGGCGGCCAACGGUGGGGCGUCGGACCUGAAGCGGUCCCGCUUCGACCCCGUUUCUCUCGGUCUGCCCCCGGAGUUUCAACUCACCGACUAUACCCGUCUCAAAGGCUGCAGUUGCAAGCUGCCGCAGCCGAAGCUCUUGGCGCUCCUGCAGGAGGUCUCCACCUCUCCCGGGCAGGAAGAUGUCGGCAUGGACUGCAGCAUUGUCCCGGUGCACCACAAGAACGAAAAGGGCGAAGCGCUCUUCCUCGUCUCCACCACCGACUUUUUCUUCCCCAGCGUGGCGGACCCGUUUCUACAGGGCCAAAUUGGAGCCGCCAACGUGUUGUCUGAUUUGUACAGCAUGGGCAUCGCCGACUGCGACACGAUGCUGAUGCUGCUGGCGGCGAGCACCGACAUGGACGAGCACGAGCGCCUCGUCACGACGCGCGAAAUAAUGAAGGGCUUCGCCGAGCGGGCGCAGCUCGCCACGACCAGCGUGACGGGCGGUCAGACCGUCAUGAACCCGUGGCCGCUGAUCGGAGGAGUUGCCAUGGCGGUCGUAUCGGAGGCGGAGAUGGUGCGUCCGGCUGGUCUGCUGCGCGCUGGCGAUGUGCUGGUGCUGACGAAGCCGUUGGGUUGUCAAAUUGCGAUGAAUCUCAAACAGUGGCUCAUGCGGCCCUCGCCCCUCUACGAGGAGGCCAUCGAAGGCCGCAUUGCUCGGGAGGACAUUGAGGAGCUGUACAACAAGGCGACGGACAGCAUGCGGCGGCUGAAUCGCGCAGGGGCGCGUCUGAUGCUGAAGCACGGCGCCCACGGUGCGACAGACGUCACGGGCUUCGGCAUUCUUGGCCACGCCAACAACUUUGGUGCUGCUCAGGCCGUUGGCGAGUCCCCGCGCUCGCUCUGCCUCGUGCUGGAGCGGCUGCCGAUGCUCAAGACCGCCGUCGUCGCGUCAAGGCUGAUGAAGGAUAAGUAUCGCCUCUUCGAGGGCUACUCGGCGGAGACUAGUGGGGGCCUGCUCGUGGCGCUGCCGAAUCUUGCCGUGGCGGAGGCGUUUCAGAAGGAGCUGCACGACGUCGACGGCGGUUGCCCGGCGUGGAUUGUGGGCCACGUGGAAGAGCGGGCCGCCACGGCGCCGGACGGCGUGUACGCACGCUUGAAGGACGGGUAUGAGAUCGUUGAAGUUUAG
Messenger RNA from Leptomonas pyrrhocoris, 1276 nucleotides. RefSeq names its product putative selenophosphate synthetase. NCBI's taxonomy places the organism in Eukaryota, Euglenozoa, Kinetoplastea, Trypanosomatida, Trypanosomatidae. The transcript has a single exon. The record is from RefSeq and is a predicted model, not a curated record. Gene Ontology annotation, cellular component: cytoplasm. Gene Ontology annotation, biological process: L-selenocysteine biosynthetic process. Bases 80 to 1276 code for a protein of 398 amino acids. Gene Ontology annotation, molecular function: selenide, water dikinase activity; ATP binding.